Messenger RNA from Octopus sinensis (East Asian common octopus), 2006 nucleotides. RefSeq names its product M protein, serotype 5-like. Lineage: Eukaryota; Metazoa; Mollusca; Cephalopoda; Octopoda; Octopodidae. The coding region runs from base 209 to 1255 and encodes 348 amino acids. The transcript is spliced from 13 exons. The record is from RefSeq and is a predicted model, not a curated record.
UAUAUUGCAUAUAUAUAUAGACUACUAUACAAACAUAUCAUACAGAUACACAGACACUUCUGAACUGAUUAUUACCCCCAUCUAAGUAAGCGCUUUCUUGGAGACUAUUACCAUUUCCUAUGAGGACUGCAUAAUUUCGGAUUUGAUACACAAGCUGGUGGCGUACGAGCAGUUUCUCACUGAUGUGGAGGUGUUACAGUGGUUCAAAAUGUCUUUGAUGAACUUCUUCAACGAUUCCGCCGAGUUUAUCCGUCGACCCACAACAGUGUCAACUGCCACAGAUCUCGAUAUUGCAGCCCAUUCUGCAGCAGUCAAUUACAACAGGUGGGAACGUGUACCACGAAAACAUAGUACUCAUUCUACAAUUUGUGUCCAGCCAAACCUAACAGGAACUAAUCAACCAGUUUUGUAUCCAAGAACAAAAACACAAGAAUUAGAGAGCGGAAAAAAGAAAGGCGAAAGUCAAAAAGAGAAACUGCUGGAGCUCAAGUUAAAGUUUGCUGACCAGUCUCUGAAGAAUAUGUUAGAACAAGAGAAACAUCAAUUAGAGAUUGGUGUACGAUUGAGAGAAGAAAUAAAAUCUUACGAACGUAACUGUUGGGAAAAUGCCAGUUGUUCAUUGAGAAAGUUUCAACGGUUGGAGACAGGAAUUAUCAAAAUUCAGAGGAAUUUUACAAAAGAUAUAGAGCAAGAGAAAAAACUACUUGAAGAAGUAAAGAGGAAACGUGAAUUUCAAAUUAAAGGAAUCCAAAAUGAACUUUAUCAACUUGAUUGUUUAGUGGAACAGCAUAACAACGAGUAUAAGAAGUUACUGAACUAUAUGCAUCAAGAAUACCCUAUCAAAGAAUUGAUAAUUAGUGGACUGGAGAGAGAUAUUGCUGAGUUGAAGAUGGCAAAUGAGAAAGAACAGAAAGCAGUUGAACAGCUGCUUGCCUGUGAGAUUAUGAAAUACAAGCAGCAAUGGAAUAAAGACGAAAAUGAUCUAACGAAAGCCAUAUGUGAGAAAUCCUUAGAAAUGAUGCCGUCUGAUUUUGAAGAAAUACUAAAAGAAAACAGAAUACUGCAGAAGGAAAUCAACUUACUCAGCAAGGAACAACACCAGUGUACUAAGACUAUACAUGAUCUAACAAACAAGGUGAAGUGUCUGGCUCAAAGUGACACAACCAGCUUGAGAAGGCAAAUGUUUCCAGAAGUUUUCUCUCCAAAAACCAAAUGCCGUCCAGAUUUCGAUAUCAAGUUGGACAUCUCAGUCUAAUAUAAGAUAUAUCACCGUAUCACAUGACAGCUAUCAUCUAUCGAUCAGCCAACAACAACUGGACAUUUCGGUCUAGUAUGAUAUAAUACAAUAUGAAAGGACUACUAUUAUAUAUCAGUCUACCAUUAGUCAUGUAAAUUCUAAAUAUCACAACAUACAAAAACAGCUAUCCACUCUCCAUCAGUAUAUAACAGGCGGAUAACAACCAAUGAGGGAGCCUCUACUUAAUCAUGCGACUUACUGGAAAUAGUAGAUAAAUCUCCCUAAAAUCACACUACACGGCCUUCAAAAAAAAUCAAUGAUAUAUCAGAUUGUGUAGUCUCAGAUAACUCUAACCGGACAGAAUGAUCAUGAAUAGAUUUGCCUUUGCUCAUAGGUCGAUUUGCUCGGUCAGGAUUGACCUGGGCUAAACAAGAAUAUCAAGAACUCAACAUGUCAGACCAACCAUUUAUCACAAUAUGACUGUACUGUUAUUGUUAAUCAGCCGGACACAUUGAAACUCAUGACUAUUUCAGGAUUAAUCAAUAACUAUGACCAUAUUCUAUCGAUCUACAGAUCAAUCUAUAUCUGUAGAGUACGUACAUGUAAUGGUAUAUAACGACUCAACAAAUUUAGAAACUCAUUUCGUGAAUGAGGGGAAAAUUUCCGGCAAACGGUUGUAUUGUCUACGGAUUCAUUUCACUGGAAAAUUAUUUCGAAAGUCUUAAAGACAAUUUUAAAAUAUCUUUGGUAGUCUUGCCUUACAAUUCUG